AUGUCUGUGCAUAGAGAGAAAAUUGACGUUACUCAAUUGCCACACCACUACGAUGGUCAAGUGACUCUUGCAGUUAUUGGCGGUACAGGAUUGUACGAUUUGCCAAACUUGCAUCCCAUCGCAAGGUUGACCAUCAGUACUCCAUGGGGGUUCCCAUCUAGUCCAAUCACCAUUUCCAAAACUGAACUGGGUUUCCCUGUUGCGUUUUUAGCAAGACAUGGGCAACAUCACGAUUUGUUGCCUAGUGAUGUCCCCUCAAGAGCCAACAUUGCCGCGUUGAAAAAGUUGGGAGUCAAGGCAAUUGUCGCUUUUUCAGCGGUGGGAUCUUUACAACCAGAGAUCAAACCUAGAGAUUUUGUGUUGCCUACACAAAUCAUCGAUAGAACUAAAGGGAUCAGACCAUCGACUUUUUUCGAAAAGGGGUUCGUGGCUCAUGCAAUGUUUGGUGAACCAUUUGAUUUGAAAUUGAACUCACUCAUUGCCAAUGCCAUUCCCUCAGAGGGGUUCCUUGAAGGAUUCGACAAGGAGGAUGCCAAUCCAACAUUGCAUACUAAAGAACACACCAACAAGGGCGAAGACUUGACUGUGAUAUGUAUGGAAGGACCUCAAUUCUCCACUCGUGCUGAAUCAAAAUUGUACCGCUCAUGGGGUGGAUCCAUUAUCAAUAUGUCUGUUUUACCUGAAGCCAAAUUGGCAAGAGAGGCUGAAAUUGCGUAUCAAAUGAUUUGUAUGUCGACCGAUUACGACUCUUGGAAUGAGAGUGAAGAACCAGUCACUGUGGAAACGGUUGUUGGCAAUUUGAAGGCCAAUUCCGCCAAUGCUUGUAAAUUGGCUGCGAAAUUGAUUGAUGAAUUUGCUGAAAAGGGAGGUGAAAUUGGUGAUGAUAUACAAGGGUCAAUGAAGUUUGCCGUUAGUACUAGUCCUCAUGGGGUUAAGAAGGAGUUGUUGGAAAAGAUGCACUUCUUGUUCCCUGGAUACUGGCAAGUUUAG
Molecule: messenger RNA, 990 nt
Organism: Lodderomyces theae
Lineage: Eukaryota; Fungi; Ascomycota; Pichiomycetes; Serinales; Debaryomycetaceae
Gene: MEU1
Product: S-methyl-5-thioadenosine phosphorylase
Exons: 1
Coding region: 1-990 (329 amino acids)
Biological process (GO): nucleoside metabolic process
Cellular component (GO): cytosol
Molecular function (GO): S-methyl-5-thioadenosine phosphorylase activity
Source: RefSeq, a predicted model, not a curated record